Messenger RNA from Equus quagga, 1668 nucleotides. RefSeq names its product chaperonin containing TCP1 subunit 8 like 2 (gene CCT8L2). NCBI's taxonomy places the organism in Eukaryota, Metazoa, Chordata, Mammalia, Perissodactyla, Equidae. The transcript has a single exon. Gene Ontology annotation, cellular component: chaperonin-containing T-complex. The coding region runs from base 1 to 1668 and encodes 555 amino acids. Gene Ontology annotation, molecular function: ATP binding; ATP-dependent protein folding chaperone. Gene Ontology annotation, biological process: protein folding. The record is from RefSeq and is a predicted model, not a curated record.
AUGGGCAGCAGAGCCCCUUCGGCGACCGGGCUGCCCGAGCGGCUGGAGCCCGGCCCGGGGCAGCGCCCGAGGAGUCCAGGAGCCGAGGAGCAGCACGUGCUCAGCAGCGUGGCCGCGGCGCAGGCCCUGGCCAGAGUCAUCCGGCCCUGCUACGGCCCCCACGGGCGGCAGAAGCUCCUGGUGACCGCCCGAGGAGACACCGUGGUCACGGGGUACGCCGCGGCCAUCCUCCGGGCCCUGGAGCUGGAGCACCCGGCCGCCCGGCUGCUGCGGGAAGCCGCGCAAACGCAGGCGGAGCAGAGCGGCGACGGCGCGGCAUGCGUGGUCCUGCUGGCCUCGGCGCUGCUGGAGCGGGCCGAGCGGCUGCUGCGGGCCGGCCUGCCGCGCUCGCAGCUCCGGGAGGCCUACGCCGCCGCCGCCGCGGAGACGCUGGCCCAGCUGCCUGGCCUGGCCGUCCGCUCUCUGGGGCCGUUGGAAAACCCGUUUUGGGCCCUCUAUUCGGCGAUAAAUACCCACACUCCGUGCCAGACGUCCUGCUUGACCAAGCUGGUGGCCCAGGCCUGCUGGGCGGCCAGGGAGCUGGACGGCAGCUUCCAGCCCGAGCGCGUGGGCGUGUGCGCGCUGCCCGGAGGAAGGCUGGAGGACUCGUGCCUGCUCCCGGGGCUGGCCGUGGCCGGCAAGGCCUGCGGGAAGGUGACCGCGGUGCCGAGAGGCGCCAGGGUGGCUCUCUUCGCUUGCGCCUUCGGUCCUGCCAGUCCAAGUGCACCGGCAACUGCCCGUCUCUGCAGUCCUGACGACCUAACUCAGUUCAGGGAAGGCAGCGAGAAAUUGAUGGAAAAGCAGGUGGGCCAGCUGGCGAGCGCGGAUAUUAACGUGGCGGUGGUAUGGGGGGAAGUCGAGGAGAAUACCCUACCACAGGCUGAUAAGCAUGGCAUCAUGGUGAUUCAAGCGAAGUCCCGGCGGGAGAUGGUUUACCUGAGUGAAGUACUGGGCACACCUUUGAUGCCUUAUCUGCUUCCUCCCCUGAAGCCAGGGAAGUGCCACAGGGUGUACCGGCAGGAGCUGGGAGAAGGUUUGGCUGCGGUUUUUGAAUGGGAGUGUCUAGGCACCCCUGCCCUCACCUUGGUCCUCAGGGGGCCCACGACUGAGGGGCUGCGUGGUGCAGAGCAGGCUGCCUACCAUGGGAUUGAUGCCUAUUUCCAGUUGUGUCAGGAUCCCAGGCUGCUUCCAGGAGCUGGGGCCACAGAGAUGGCUCUGGUGAAAAUACUCUCAGAUAAAGGAAGGAAAUUGGAAGGGCCUAGGGGUCCUGCAUUCCUAGCAUUUGCCCAUGCUCUGAGGUCUCUUCCCGAAACCUUGGCAGAGAACGCAGGCUUAGCUGUCUCAGAAGUGAUGGCAGAAAUGCAUGGAGCUCACCAAGCUGGGAACUUCCUCACAGGAGUGGGAACCGAAGGGAUAAUUAAUGUGGUCGAGGAGGAGGUGUGGGACACCCUAACAGCCAAAGCCCAAGGACUCCGAGCCGCGGCUGAUGUGGCACUGCAGCUCCUGACCAUAGAUGAAAUUAUCGUGGCCAAGAAAAGUCCCAAAAUUCAAGAGGACCUGAGUCCCUAUCCUAAGAAGGCAAAGGAACAUCCAUCUCCUGUGAGAAAACAAAGUCCUCGGAAAAAAUAA